AUGCGGGGACAGCCGGUUGCGACCUCGGUCCUUCUACGGCCAAGUCGAAUUCCUGACGACCUCUUAUUCCUGCGAAUUGUCGGCCAGGGUCGCCAUGCGACAGUCUGGUUGUGCGAGGACGGUCGCACAGGCGAGCAGAUCGCCUGCAAGAAGAUCCUCAAAUCGACGCUCAGAAGCUCCAGCAAAAAAGUAGCCGAAGCUUGCGACAACUCGCCUGCGACCAGCGCGGCUUCGCUACAACCAUCGCAUGACGACGUCCGCCGCGAGGUGUCUGUAGUAGAGGGUCUUUCCGGGAAGCACCCCAACGUUCUCACGUUCAAAGGAGCCUUCGAGGAUGCCGACGCGGUGCAUCUAACCUCGGAAUUCUGCGACUCGGGUGACUUGCUAACCUACAUUGUCGAAUCCGCGAAACGAGACGGCGCACGCGCUCCGGACGUGUACAAUCUCGCCGGCUAUGGCGGCAGCUCUGCUUCCUGCGAUGAUGGAGCUGCUUUUGGUUCAACCGCCCGCAGCAACCGCGGAGUUUCUCGCAGCAUUUCGCGAACCCUGAGUUUUCAACGUGGUAAAUCCGACCGCAAGCUGCACGCGACACCUGGCAAUGGCGACGCCGUCUCCCGCGGCGUUUCUGGCGGAAGCGGCGGCGGCGGUUGGGGAGGACACCGCGCCUGGGCUCUUCCCGAACCCGAAGCGCGAGCGAUUUUCCGUCAAGUGGCGGCGGCAGUCCAGUUCUGCCACCAGAGCGGCGUCGCGCACGGAGAUAUCCGCCUCGAGAACGUCCUCCUGAGCUCGCACCGAUUCGCGGCCCCCUGGGCGGCGGGAUCGCGCAGAUCGCGCGCGCGCUCCCUUUCAACCAUUUGUUCCGCGUACCCGCACGGGUGCGCUUCCGAAGCGUUUGAGGCAAGCAGUAGUGGUUUCGCCGGGAACGGAUUAGUAUCGCCGCGCGCCGCGCCACAUGGCGGUUGCGCUGCCGUGUUCGCGAAGCUCGCGGAUUUCGGGAGUGCGGAGAGGGUGGCUGUGCUCCCGGCUGUGGCGGAUGCGGCUGCUGAUGACGUGGCAGCGGCGGAUGGCAGUGGAGAUGUGGCGUCAGUAGAAACGCGGGUACGCGACGCUGUGAAAAGGGGGAGCUUCGGGGGGAAGUCAAGGUUCGGGGGGGGAGAAUGCUUACGCUGGAUGCAAUACGCGGCGCCGGAGCUGAUUUUAUCGGAGAAAGAGUCUACCAAGUCCGGAGUAGUCGCGACGGCGCGAAAGGAAUGCCCGAUGAAAGCUGACGUGUGGUCGCUGGGAGUGGUGAUCUUCGCGCUUCUGUCUUCGUCCGCCCCCUUUUCGGGUCCCCAUGCGCGGAAGAUCAUCCGCCAGAUUGCGGAAGCUCGAAAUCAUUUAGAGCGGCUCAUGUUUCCUUCUGAAAUCGGAGAGACUCUUAGCGAGAUUCAGCAGGGAUCCAACGUGUGGCUGCGAGUCUCGGCGGAUGCCAAAGAUUUGAUUCUCGGCAUGCUGGAGAUUGAGCCUGCUGCCCGCUUUUCGAUUAUCGACGUCGUUAACCACCCAUGGCUGAACGCGAAGGAUACUGGGCGACGGGGAAUCCGCGGAUCCAUGAAGUGCGCUGGUGGGCUGGGUCGCGUACGCGAGGUGGACGCUGGCGGCGAUGAACCCGCGGAGAUGAGCGGGAUCGGCGAUAAAAUAGGCAGCUGUAACGGCGGGAGGGUCCGAGGCAGCAGUAGUCUCACUCGGGCAGACUUUGUGCCUCUGCUGCAGCGGAGGAACACUUUUUCCGCGACUUCGGACCGGUGCAAUCUGAGUGGCUCGCGUGUGGUAGAUUCGGCUGAACGAAAAAAGGGCGAGCACAAAAGGGGGAGCUCAAUUUCCAUGCAAUCCGCUACUGUCAACCCCCCCUGCGUUACAAGCGCCGGCCGCAUGAGACCUGGAAAGCUCUUGAUGCGCGCAAUCAGCCGAAGCAUUGGGAACCUCGCGGAAUUGAGGAGUCUCGCAACUGGUAACCGUUACAGAAGUACCCCUGGUGCUGUCAGGUACAGUGAAUGGGACACCAAUUCUGUCUGCUACAGUGAAAACAACACGGAAAAUAAUAUUGGCAGCGGCAGCAGCACGUAUGAGGGAGAAGCAGCAGAUCUUUGUGAGCUGGGAAGCUUCCCAUCACCUCCUUCACCACCACUUCAAGAUGAGCACACAGAGGAGCAGGCAGAGGAGCAGGCAGAUGCGAGCACGACUGAGGCAGACCCAGGAGCAGCAAAAUACAGAUUCUCCCUUCAAACACCUGAAGGGCUGGGGCCAGGACAGGGAGUGACUGCGCUCGGUCCCAUACGAGAUCUUCACACCCUGCUGCUACGUCUGCCACCUCUCAUUCUGUCACCGCCACAUCCUUAG
Closterium sp. Yama58-4 is the source of this 2379-nucleotide messenger RNA. Lineage: Eukaryota; Viridiplantae; Streptophyta; Zygnematophyceae; Desmidiales; Closteriaceae. The record is from the annotation of a GenBank genome assembly.